AUGGAACAGAUCAACAUUCUCAACGCUUCCGACUCUGCCGUAGUCGCCAACGCCUGCCAGACCUACGGCAUCAGCACCAAAGAGUUCACCGAGCUUCGCUCGCUGUCUUCCGCGGCAAAGGGGAAGGCGUACUGCCCCUACAGCCAGUUCCGAGUCGGCGCGACGGUCCUCGUCGAUACCAGGGAGAAUGAAUCCGCAGAGGGGCCGUCGGCUUCGGGCGGUACCGUAUCCGAGUAUGUCAGCGGCGCCAACGUCGAGAACGCAUCGUACCCCGUCGGCACCUGCGCUGAGAGAGUGGCUUUUGGCACUGCUGUAGUGGCGGGCAUGAGGAAGUUUAGAGCGGUCGCCGUAGCCACAGAUGUCUCGCCGCCUUCGAGCCCCUGCGGCAUGUGCAGGCAGUUUAUGCGCGAGUUUUGCGAUCUCACCACGCCGAUUUUCAUGUUCGAUAAGGACGGAAACUUUGUUGUGAUGAGGAUGGGAGAGCGGAGCUUCUAG
Molecule: messenger RNA, 495 nt
Organism: Scedosporium apiospermum
Lineage: Eukaryota; Fungi; Ascomycota; Sordariomycetes; Microascales; Microascaceae
Exons: 3
Coding region: 1-495 (164 amino acids)
Cellular component (GO): cytosol
Molecular function (GO): zinc ion binding; cytidine deaminase activity
Source: RefSeq, a predicted model, not a curated record